This is a messenger RNA of Oenanthe melanoleuca, 3968 nucleotides long. It is a transcript of the gene RAB37, whose product is annotated as RAB37, member RAS oncogene family. Bases 54 to 746 code for a protein of 230 amino acids. Gene Ontology annotation, molecular function: GTP binding; GTPase activity. NCBI's taxonomy places the organism in Eukaryota, Metazoa, Chordata, Aves, Passeriformes, Muscicapidae. Gene Ontology annotation, cellular component: endosome; Golgi apparatus. The transcript is spliced from 9 exons. The record is from RefSeq and is a predicted model, not a curated record.
GGGGCCGCGGCUCCCGCUGGCUCCGGGACUCGGCGGCUCCUGCCGGACGCACCAUGGGCGGCCCCGGUGGGGCGGAGGGGAGCGGGACCCCCGAGGGGAGCGGGGAGCCGCCGAGGAGCCGCGGGGAGCCCCCGGCGCUGCCCCGGGACCACGAACUGUCCGGCAAGGUGAUGUUACUUGGAGACUCGGGCGUGGGGAAAACCUGCUUCCUGCUCCAGUUCAAAGACGGGGCCUUUCUCUCCGGGACAUUCAUUGCCACCGUGGGCAUAGAUUUCCGGAACAAAGUGGUGGCCGUGGAUGGUGUGAAGGUGAAGUUGCAGAUCUGGGACACAGCCGGGCAGGAGCGUUUCCGCAGCGUCACCCACGCCUACUACCGGGAUGCCCAAGCCCUGCUCCUGCUCUACGAUAUCACCAGCAAGAUGUCCUUUGACAACAUCCGUGCCUGGCUGACAGAGAUCCAUGAGUAUGCCCAGAAGGACGUGGUCAUCAUGCUGCUGGGCAAUAAGGCUGAUGUGAGCAGCGGGAGGGCUGUGAGGACAGAGGAUGGAGCAUCACUGGCCAGGGAGUACGGAGUGCCUUUCAUGGAGACGAGUGCCAAGACAGGCAUGAACGUGGAGCUGGCCUUCCUGGCCAUUGCCAAGGAGCUGAAGCAGCGCUCGGUGCAGCCGCUGGAUGAGCCCCGCUUCCAGAUCCACGAGUACAUCGAGUCACAGAAGAAGAAAUCCAGCUGCUGUGCCUUCUCCUGAGGGUGGCCCAGAGGAGCUGGCAGGCCUGGGGGCCCAGGCAGGAGGCAGAGCAGGGCCCAAUCCUGCCCUCAAGCACCAGAGGGAACCAAGCUCUGACAAACCAAGGUGGAUGGGACAGUACAAUGAAGCAGAGUGCACGAGGAGGGCCCUUGCCCUGGUGCCAGGAUUCAGAUCCUGCUGCCCUGCAGGGCAAUGACCUGUGUGCCACCGUGGGAAUCACUCUGGUGUGGUGACUGCCAGCCUGGCCAUCGAGCCAUGGUGAUGCAACACCUCCAUCACAUGAGGGUGCAGGACACAGCCACACACCUCACUGACCCUUGGGACCCUUGGAGCAGCUGUGCCAUGGAUGAGCCCCCCUGCAGCCCCCAGUCCUGCCCUCUCCUUGCAGCUCCUCCUGCUCACAGUGCUGCUCCUGUCCAACUGGAAGGACCUGGUCCAGCCCCUGUGUCCCUAGUGCUGCCAGGCUCUGGCUUCCCUCCAAGGAACCUCAGCUCUGCCCCACACCCCAAUGCCCACGCUCAGCUGUGGCUCCUCAUUUCUGCUGCCAAUGGCUUUUAUCCUCCUGCCACCACAAAGCCAAUGAUGUCCCCAUUGUAUCCUGGCUCUGCUCGAGGGAAGGGCUGGGAUGGGGAAGGGUCCAGCCAAACCUGCUCCCUGCCCACACAGCUGGUGUGAGAAGUAAAAUUCCCCUGGGAGCAUCCGAGCAAUGCUUGGGGCACUUCUGGUACACACAAUAAUUUGGAAAAACUUUGCUUCCCCCAUGUUGUAGCAACAGAAAUCAGAGAUUUUUUAUUUUUUAACAGGAAAAGGCUUUUUCAUUUCAGACUAGCCUCCAGACUAAACCAUCUCCAGCCUCACGCAGGAGAUGCCCACAGUGGCAUCACCUGGGGUGAUGCUCCAGCCCUGCUGCCUCCCAGGCCAGGCUGCAUUUCUCUCCCAUGCAAUACAACCAUGCCUUGCUGCUGCUGGCAAAUAGCAGCUGGAACCCACUUUCUGGAGAUCAGAUGCCUGAGAGCCUUCAGCCAGCAAACGCUGCUCCCUUGGGCACUGGUGGGGCUCAGGGACGUCCCUGGUGCUCAGCCCAGCUUUGUUGCUCUCUCGAGCACACUGUCCACUCCCCUGAGCACUACCCAGAGCAGUCAGAUGGUGAAUAUUUGGGUUGUGUAGCUGAAGCACUGAUGCAGAGAGCAGCUGUGGAGGGCAUGGCACUGCUGCACGUAGGACUCAGGGACUGUCCAGCACAUCUGUCCCCAUAAUCUUCCCUGGCCCUGUGCCUGACUGCUCCUGUCUCACCUGCCCCAGUGCCUCCUUCACCUCUGCUUCUGGGUCUCUCUUUGCAAGUUUACAGAUUAAAGCUGAGUAUUUUUGAGGCUUUGCAUCUGUCUGGUUGUUUAUUGCGUGAGAAAUCCCUGCCCUGGGUCUGCAACGUGGGAGGCUGCUGCACACAGGAGCUGCAGAGCCUGUGCUGGGGGCCCUGGGAGCAGCCAGGGGAGGGGGAGGCAGCACAGCCCCUUCCUCCCUGCCUUCCUGCCGGGGGGGCUUAAUUGCACAUUGCAGACAGACCAAAGGUGAGAGGGGAAGAGUAAACAUGGCCUGUUAAAUUAAAACCAACCUCCUCCCCUGCUGUUCUCAUGGUGCGGAGUCCAGCAUUCCCCAAAUAACUCCGUCUUCCCACCAAUGGCAUUGCUGCUGCCGCUUGGCUGAUGUCUGCAAAAAAAUGCUGGAUGGCUUCAACACAAACAGACGUUGGCUCUUUUCUCUUUCCCCCCUCCUGCCUGAGCUCCUUUAACUUCACUCCAAGAGGCAAAGGGCAGGAGGAGACAGCUGGGGCACGACGGUCCUGCCUGUGCCCGGCCAUCCCGAAGGCACUAUAGGACACCAACGCAGUUUCAGCUGUUUCCUUUGCUGCUGCCUUUCUUCCUUAUCACGGUCCCGUGCUCAAACCAGUCCUGCUGGAGCUGGGUUUUGUUUCCUGACUUAGAUGUUCUGCAUCUGCCCUUCCCAGAAGCUCACUUGUGGGACUGUGCUGCUCACAACCCCCUUGCCAAUCACAUGGGUGAUAGAUCCCCCCGUCCUGGGGCCGUACCACAACAUGCUUGCCCUGGUUUUCCUCUCCACAGGCAUUUGCUGCCGGCUGCCGUGGGAUUCCUCUCCGACGCUUUUCUCAGGGCCCAGUGGCUGCGGGCGAAUGCUCAGCCGAGUGGAGGAAACAAAUGAGUCCACCCUCUGCUCCCAGCUGGGUCCCACAGAGCUGGAGCACGGCCACCCCGAGCACACAGGGGGUUCCCGAGCAGGGUUUUGGGGCACAGCACCUUGUGACAGACAUGUCCCAUGGCUCGCAGCUCCCCCCUCCUUGCUCGCCUGUCUGCAGCUCGGUUAAACGUGGUCCUGGCUGCCCUGAGGACCUUUGCCCAGGAACUUCAGCCAGGCCCUGCACUGGGAGACACCGAAGGUAUCUCUGUGCCACCCUCUCUGGGACAGUCCCAGGAGCCAGCUCUGCCUGGCACUAGCAGCCCUGCAGCAGCCGGAGCAGCCCAGGAUUGUUGCUGCCUUGCUCUGCCCUGGUUGAGCCCAAACCCUCAUAUGCUCAUGACCCUCUGCAGCUACUUCUGCUCCUCAGUCCACGAGCAGAGAACAUGGAGCCAGGGCAAAGCAAAUCCUCUGGGGUUCCCUCCAUCUUCUCCCAGCUCUAGGGUGCUGAGCAAGGUUCAGAGGCGGCUGGGGGAACAGGGCUGGUAUCUCACUUCCACUGCAAAGCGAGUUACCUUCCCUCUUCCCGGCCUGCUGUCCCACGCAGUUUCGUUUCGGGGAUUUUAUUUUACUGUCGAAGCUUGGAGCAUCCCUCCACCCUAUACACCGGAGCAGCGCUGGGACCGACUGCAGCCUUCGAGGACUGGGCGAUAAUUACGGGAUGGAAGGUUUCCGAGAGGUCACCCGGGAUGUGCCGCUGAUCUCUGGUCAAGGUCGGGGCUGUCUCCGUGCCGAUGCGCGGUGCGGGGAGCACAGCGAGGAUCGGGAGCUGCCGCGGUGGGCUGGGGUGACCCAGGGGCAGGCGGAGGUGGCUGCGGGGGUUGCCUGGCCCCCGGGAGGAGCGGCCGGACCCCCAACGGGAGCGGUCCGGUCCCGCUGCGGGCGCCCAGCCCGCCCCCCCGGGGCGAGGAUAUUUGCAUACCACCAUCUUCAUUUGCAUAACCCCACCUUAAUAUUUGCAUAGACACGCCU